AUGGGAGUGCACGCCGACUUGUACGGCUUCCACGGGGGCUUUGCGCAUAACUACAUCGGCUAUUUGGUGCCCAACCAGUACGGACGCGUGCUGGCGGCCGUGGAGCUCACCGGCUUCGCUGCGGCGAACGUGACAACGCUGGCCCUCAAGGAUGUGUCGUACUCGCUGCAGCAGUUCAAGGGCGGCAUCCAGCACGGCAUUUACGGCUUCCUGGCGCCUUACCAGAAUGACAUGGCCUACAGUCUCACGGAAGUGGUGCGCUUUGAGCUGGCUUCCUUGACUACGGGUUCGGUGUCUACGAUGGAUCUAGCCACCGUUGACGCCACCCUGGGCGGCUUCUCCGGCAUCUUCACAGACGGCACCUACGGCUACCUCUUUGGAGGCAGCAGUUACAAGUUGGUGCGCUUCCUCUUGAGCGACUUCACGACGUCCACCGUCUCAGUGCUGGAGCACAACUCGGUGAACAUCAUCGGAGGCGCCGCCUUGACGAGCAACGGGUACCUGGCCUCCGAUAGCGAGGGCCCGGUUCAAAGCUUCGACCUCGCCACCUUCGCCUUCACCACGAGCGUCCAGGUGGCUUCCCAGGUCUCCAGCUGGCUCUCCAUGGUGGAGAGCAGCAAUCGACUCUUUCUGCUGCCUCUGUACAACGGUAGCGCGAUCAAGCAAUACUGCGAGGCCAGCGGUGCGGCGAGCUGUGACGGCCAGGUGAACCAACGGUCGGUGAGCACUUCCGACUUCUACUUCGACUAUUUUCAGGCAGUGGUUUCAGACGGCGACGGCAACGCCUACACGCUGCCCCAGAGCAACGGCUACGUCUGGCGGAUAGACAUGAGCAGCAUGACCCCAACAAACGGGUACUUGUCCUACGCCACCAUGGGCCCCUACAAUGCAGGCUGGGUGUUUGGCGACUGGGUCAUUGCAACGUCCUACUCGAGUAUGGACGGGUACCUGGUCCGGUUUGACAAGGCGACCCUGAGCUCAGAUAUCUCGGACGCGAUCAACCUCUACAACACCGACUCCCGCCUCGCCUACUUGUGGGGUGGCUUCUCCGAUCGGAACUACACCUAUGCCGAGCCUCGGAGUGUGAUCAAGCUAUGGAUUUACUGCUUGCAGAUCCUGGGCCAUUUGGCCAAGCCCAGAAGAAAAAUGCAGAAGACCAAGAAGCCUUGCUACCCAAUGGUGCCAGGCUUCUACGGAGUGGUGGCCCGCGUGGAUAUGACCAGCGUCGAGGUGAAAGUCCUGGACCUCACCCUCAUCAACUCGGCGCGCUUCCGGGGGGCCUCCGGGGGGUCGGAGAAGCGAAAGGGCGUGGCGGUUUGUGGGGGUCAGGCGUACACGGAAUUCCGCGGGGGGUUCCAAGAUGGCAUUUGGGGCUACUUGGUGCCCAAUUCGAACGUCGUGGUCCGCUUCAACCUUGACGACUUCUCGACGGUAGAGACCUUGGACCUGUCCUUCGACGGGAUCCUCCAAAGCUUCAUCGAGGGCUUCGAUGCCUUCGGCACAUACGGCUUCCUGGUGCCGUCGUCCUACAAGGUUGCCCGCUUCUCACUGAGUACCUUCGACCAGGCUUCGGUCACAAGCGCCGACCUCAGCACCUAUGAUACAACCUUUGUGGCCGGGGUGAUGCGUGUGCGCACGGGCUACAUUUUGGGCUCCAGCGGGGUCUUGGUGCUGCUGGACCUUGCGACCAUGGGCACCAGCUCGAUCAGCUUGGCCGCAACCACGGGGUGGUACGAUGUCUUUCUGGGCCCCAGCGGCUCCGUGGUGGGGGCCACAAACAUGGACUACAAGUCCUACUACGAAGUUUGCCAGGAGACUGGGUGCCUUUCGUGCCCAUCGAGCGGAACGUCUGCUCCAGCGUGGUGGACAAGUACACCUCCAUGGCGGCCGAGAGCGAUGCGAACUUCAUGUCUUUCAUGGGGACGGUCACGGAUCAUAUCUACGCCUACCUGA
Molecule: messenger RNA, 1953 nt
Organism: Effrenium voratum
Lineage: Eukaryota; Dinophyceae; Suessiales; Symbiodiniaceae
Source: the annotation of a GenBank genome assembly